AUGCCAGAGCUGCCUUCAAAGAGCGCUACUGUUUCUAAGAAGGGCUUUAAGAAAGCUGUAACGAAAACUCAGAAGAAAGAAGGAAAAAGGCGCAAGAGAUGUCGCAAAGAGAGCUAUUCAAUUUACAUCUACAAGGUACUGAAGCAAGUUCAUCCUGAUACUGGCAUCUCUUCAAAGGCCAUGAGCAUCAUGAAUUCCUUCGUCACCGAUAUCUUUGAGCGUAUUGCUGGGGAGGCGUCGCGCUUAACACAUUAUAGCAAACACUCGACCAUCACAUCUCGGGAAAUCCAGACAGCUGUGCGCUUGCUACUGCCUGGGGAGCUGGCCAAGCACGCCGUGUCUGAAGGUACUAAGGCUGUUACCAAGUACACCAGCUCCAAGUAA
Molecule: messenger RNA, 384 nt
Organism: Camelus dromedarius (Arabian camel)
Lineage: Eukaryota; Metazoa; Chordata; Mammalia; Artiodactyla; Camelidae
Product: histone H2B type 1-A
Exons: 1
Coding region: 1-384 (127 amino acids)
Cellular component (GO): nucleosome
Molecular function (GO): DNA binding; protein heterodimerization activity; structural constituent of chromatin
Source: RefSeq, a predicted model, not a curated record